Mytilus californianus (California mussel) is the source of this 1301-nucleotide messenger RNA. RefSeq names its product ganglioside-induced differentiation-associated protein 1-like. The record is from RefSeq and is a predicted model, not a curated record. Gene Ontology annotation, cellular component: mitochondrial outer membrane. The transcript has 6 exons. Gene Ontology annotation, biological process: mitochondrial fission; mitochondrial fusion. Bases 265 to 1206 code for a protein of 313 amino acids. NCBI's taxonomy places the organism in Eukaryota, Metazoa, Mollusca, Bivalvia, Mytilida, Mytilidae.
AAUCAGAAAUGUUGCCGGAAGUCGUUUAUGAGGUCUGUACAAUUUACAACAAUACCACUGCCAAAUGUAGAACACUGUAACGGACACCACUUUUACUUUUUUUACACCAUGCAAACCUGAGAUGCAAACGCCAACAUACCUUUUACUGCCACAAUUUAGUGAGUACCUGUAGACAAAUGGUGAAAAAAAUCUAUAUUUAUCUAAAUGAUAGCCGACAUUUUAUUUGAUAUAAACUGAUGACCUGCCGAAGGAUAAUUUAAGAAGAUGUCGACCAGUCGCUUCACGCUCUAUUAUUAUUAUUCAUCAUUCUGCUCACAAAAGGUACUACUAGCACUUUUUGAAAAAGACUGCAGAUUCAAUCGUAAGCUGGUAAACCUCCAUACUGGUGAACAGAACAGUCCUGACUACAUGAGAAUAAAUUCUGAUGGGCUAGUCCCUGUUUUAAAAGACGGAGAGAAAAUUAUCGUAGAGUCAGACAAAAUAAUUGAAUAUAUUGAUAAAGAAGUAAAAUCAGGACCGAAGUUGAUUCCAGAUCCAAAUACUUCAGCUGACAGGGAAGUCCAGAGAUUACGAAACUUAAUGGCGGAUAUAAAUGUGAGAUUGUUGACAUUUGGUGUUAUAGCUAAUCAAGAGUUGUCCAUCAGCGGUGUAAAAAUGCCAAGAAUAUUUCUUAAGAUAAUUUCAGGUCGAUCUGGCAGGGAUAUGGUAACAAACUUAGAAAGAAAUGCCGUUAAAUACCCAGACUUACGCCAAGCAUACUUGACAAAAGCUGAAAAGACAAGGAGGAGCAUAGAUGAUGCUUUUAAGAAAGAGAAUGUAGUAAAAUGUUUAGAUGAUACCGAAAGAACUUUUGAUCAAUUAGAAGAAAGUUUACAGAGCAGUCAAGCAGGAGUAUCUGGAAAGGAGUAUUGGCUAACAGGUUCUCAGUUCAAUGUAGCAGAUAUUAUUCUUGCUGUCAUAAUGGAUCGUUUGACAAUACUAGGUCUUGAAGACAGAUUCUUUUCAAAAUCAAGACGACCGCUGUUGUUUGAUUAUCAACAAAGAAUUGGUCAGAAGAAAUCUGUAAAGAUGUUAAGAACAGAGGCAAAGAAAAUAGGACCGCUACUGCUAUUGUCGGGUGUCAAAUCAGUGGCUCCUUAUGUUGGUAGUGUGGCAGUACUAGCUUUGGCGAUUGGAGCUGGUAUUUGGUACCUCAAAAAUAAAUGAAAUAUCAAACGAGAUAUGAUCAGUUUUUUUUUUGGCAUACUAUAAGCGAAUACAAGAAGAUAAAGGUGUUGGGUCAAUGAGAUAGUUACCCAACA